ACUUCUCUGGGUCUCAGCUCCUCCUCUGGAAAGUGGGGAGAUUAUUGUGACUUCCCAGGGUUGGGUGGGACUGGGAGGAUGGGUGAGGGGCUGGCAUAGAGCAGGUGCUUGGUUGGUGGCAGCCGCCAUGGAACGGUGGCACCUGCCCAGGCCAGGCUCAUCUGGUCUCACAGGGGCAGGCGAAGCCUCUCCAAGAUGGGGCCAGGGUGGGACCUGUGCCCUCCUCUGUCCGCAGCUGCCCUGGGCACGCUGGACUUCAGCCUGCUGUAUGACCAGGAGAACAACGCCCUCCACUGCACCAUCACCAAGGCCAAGGGCCUGAAGCCAAUGGACCACAAUGGGCUGGCAGACCCCUACGUCAAGCUGCACCUGCUGCCAGGAGCCAGUAAGGCAAAUAAGCUCAGAACAAAAACUCUCCGUAACACUCUGAACCCCACAUGGAACGAGACCCUCACUUACUACGGGAUCACAGAUGAAGACAUGAUCCGCAAGACCCUGCGGAUCUCUGUGUGUGACGAGGACAAAUUCCGGCACAAUGAGUUCAUCGGGGAGACACGUGUGCCCCUGAAGAAGCUGAAACCCAACCACACCAAGACCUUCAGCAUCUGCCUGGAGAAGCCGCUGCCGGUGGACAAGACCGAAGACAAGUCCCUGGAGGAGCGGGGCCGCAUCCUCAUCUCCCUCAAGUACAGCUCACAGAAGCAGGGCCUGCUGGUAGGCGUCGUGCAGUGCACCCACCUGGCCGCCAUGGACGCCAAUGGCUACUCGGACCCCUACGUGAAAACGUACCUGAGGCCAGAUGUGAACAAGAAAUCCAAACAUAAGACAGCGGUGAAGAAAAAAACCCUGAACCCGGCGUUUAAUGAGGAGUUCUGUUACGAGAUCAAGCACGGGGACCUGGCCAAGAAGUCCCUGGAGGUCACCGUUUGGGAUUAUGACAUUGGAAAAUCCAAUGAUUUCAUUGGUGGUGUGGUUCUGGGCAUCCAAGCCAAGGGGGAGCGCCUGAAGCACUGGUUUGACUGCCUGAAGAACAAGGACAAGCGCAUCGAGCCCUGGCACACGCUCACCAGCGAGCUCCCAGGGGCCGUGCUCAGCGACUGAUGCCCACCCGCCACUGCUACCCCUGCCGCCACCUGCGCCCAGCACGGCCGGCCCCAGGCUUCCCCAGCAGCCACCAAGGCCUGUGGCCCCCACACUGGGGGAGAUCCAGAACCCCUGCUUGGACACAGAGCCACUGCAGUCCCCGCUCGGAGGAUGUGGAGGGCUCAGCCACUCUGGGACGGGGAGGGCAAGGAGCUGGGGUGGGGGGCUCUCAGCCCUCUGGUGCCCAAGAGGCCGGUGGUGGAAAGAGACCUCAGCACCUGCCCAGGGGAAGGGGACACGCCCAUCUGGGAGCAAAGACCCUUCUAGAGGCCAGCCCUGGUUGAGAGGACAGGAGUGUGGGGGUGCCUUGGCAGACAGUGGGAACAGAGGAGGGAGGUGGUGAGCAGACAGACAGGUGGAGGAUGGGACCUUGAAGACUGGCUGCUCCAGCCCAAGAAAGCCUGACUGCAUCCCUCAUCUCCUUCGCUGCUGGGCAGAUGGAAGAAGCGGGCCUGCCGGCCGAAAGUCUGCCAGAGUUCCCGGAGGCUCCUGAUGACGGGUAAAUUGGCACAUGCUUCACUCAAUUAUUCCACAAGCCCUGGGGGUGAAUGAGACACAGGGCCUGCCCUCAGGGAGUUCCCAUCUAGUCAGGAAGCUGGGAACAAACCAUUCCAACUGGGGUGAGAAAUACCAAGACCAGCUUGGCCAGUCUGCAAGUACUGUGGGCUCUGUUGACUCUGCCGGGAGGUCAGGGAAGGCUUCCUGGAGGAGGCGGUGCUUCCGUAAGGCCUAUGGAGGGUGAGUGGGGGCUUCUAAAAGCAGUCCAGGCAGUGGGAGUGGUCUAAAAUGGCCUGGAGAGAGAAAGCCAAUGGGGCCGGGGUGCUGUGGACCCAGGGUCUCCUCUCCAGGGGAGGGUUUGUUAGGAAGGUGUGAGGCUCGAGGCAGGAGGUGGGGGACGUGAUGGAAACACCACGGAGAAACUGGUGUGGGCUGAAGUUCAGACCUCAGACCCAAGUCUCCCACUCUGAUCUCUUUCUACUCCUGAGGGACCUCAAGGGCGGAGCCCGCCCCUC
Messenger RNA from Gorilla gorilla gorilla (western lowland gorilla), 2156 nucleotides. Its product is annotated as double C2-like domain-containing protein beta. The record is from RefSeq and is a predicted model, not a curated record. Lineage: Eukaryota; Metazoa; Chordata; Mammalia; Primates; Hominidae. The transcript has 8 exons. Gene Ontology annotation, cellular component: synapse; membrane. The coding region runs from base 196 to 1101 and encodes 301 amino acids. Gene Ontology annotation, biological process: spontaneous neurotransmitter secretion; regulation of calcium ion-dependent exocytosis; exocytosis.